CCAUUUGCAAAUUCUCUUUGCAAGUCAAAUUAGCCCCGGCAAGGCGGUUCUGGGGCCUGGAGCCCUUGGUGCACGCAUUUGGACAUCUCCACACCCCCUUGCAGUGCUGUGGGGCCAGGAGGGCUGGGAUUGCCCUGAUGCUCCAUGUUCCCUGCAGGUGGGAUCCAGCCCAGCCGGGCAGGAGCAGCAAUGGCCAAGAAAGCUGACGUGCGGGACUCGGACAACAGCUGGGUGAUUGCUGGCUCUGAGGGUUUGCCUGUGGAAACUCUGGGCCCAGAGGAGGGGGAGCUGCCCCAGGCUGCAGCAGAGGAGCCGGUGGGAGACACCCUUGAGGUGGAGGAUGAAGCCCAGGACACGCUCCCAGCAUCUGCCCACAGGGGCAAGAAAGACGAGGCCUCCCUGCUAAGUUCGGCUGCUGGCCGGGAGGAGGCUGAAUUCAAGGACUCUGAGGAGCACUUGACGCUUAGCCCCAAGGGUGGCUCUGAUGCAGCAGCCCACCCUGACGAGCUGCUGGACAUCCACAAGCCUGAGGAGCCAGACUCCCAGGACGCUGGACUGGACUCUGGUGCUGGAGUCCUGGGCUCCUCACUCACAGGCAGAGCAGGGGCACUGGCAGAGGAGGGCAGUGGCUCCAGCAGCAAUGAGGACCAGGAUGUGGAGGGGCUGCGGCGGCGGAAGGGGCGGGAUGUGCCCCCUGCUCCUGAGAGGCCUGCGCCACACAGAGUGCUAGAGGCUGAAGGUGCCGAGGGGGGCUUGGGCACAACUACUUACCUGCUGGGUGCACUGGCACUGCUGGCUGUGGGGCUGCUGGUCUUCUCAGGUGGUGUCUACGACCUGGGAGACAGCCUUUCAGAGAGUGCAGGGGCUGGGGAUGCCCCAGAGGGGGAGCAGCCAUGGUCACCCCCACUGCCAGUCAUCAGUAUAAAGGAGCAGUUGGAGCAGCCAUCAUCAUCGCCAUCCUCAGCUGGGGACCCACAGAGCCUGCAGGCCAUGAGCCUGCUGCUGGACAAGCUGGCCAAGGAGAACCAGGAUAUCCGAGCCAUGCAGGCAGUGCUGCAGGCACAGAAGGACGAGCUCCAGGCCCUGCUGGAGAAGAGCGAGACCGAGAAGGCGGUGGCUGGGUCCCCCACUCCCGGGCUGGCAGAGAUGGCGCAGCUCCGGUCAUCACUGCAGCAGGAGGAAGCUGUACGCCGUGCCGCUCAGGCCGAGCUGCUGCAGCUCCAGAGGCAGCUGGAGCAGGAGGCUGUGGCCAGGGGUGGGCAGCAGGAACCAGCCAUGGAGCAACCCCAGGCCCCAGCCCCGGCUUCAGCGUCCUACAAGGAGCGGCUGCGCCAGGAGCUGAAAAAGCAGCGCGAGCUACUGGCCUCAGUGCAGCAGGACCUGAUAGGUGCCCUGCAACGGGCCCAGGCCUCGGGGCAGCUGGAGCAGCUGCAGGCAGAGCUGGGCACCCUGGAACAGCGGCUGGCACAGGAGCUGCAGCAGUCAGAGAGCUGGGAGCAGGGCUGGGGUUCAGAGGAGGCUUCCGAGCCCUUACCCCAGCGCAGCAAAAAGCCAUUCAAGGCUGAGCGGAAGGAGGGUCCGCGGCACAAGGCGAGGGGAGAACCACGGCCUGGCCGGCCCGGGGACAAAGUGGGCAGGGAGCCGAAGGAGCCAGGCAGACCCAAGCACCACAAGCCCCGCCACGAGCCCAAGCCAGGCAGGGACUGGGACAGCCCAGCACGGCGGGUGGGCAGCAGGAAGGUUCCCCCACAUGGGCACCAUGUGCCCCGUGCCUGGGAGCUACCCUCCCUGAGCCAGUACCAGGCACCCCAGGGCUGCUCAGGUGCAGCAGCUUGCGCCCGGCAGGAGGGGCUGGCACCUGUGCAGAAGGCAGGGUUCCUACAACUGCUGGAGGGGUUCAUGGUGCAGCGAGGCUGGGGGCCACACUAUGGGCGCCUGGCAGCACCGCUGGAUGACGUCUUUGGCCCAGAUGGCACCUUCGCCCACGACCGCCUGCGCUUCAGCGAUUUUGCAGACCAUGUAGAGGACCUGCUCGAGGUGCUGGCAUGGCAGGAGCAGGGCAACGAUGAGGCAGCCGAUGACUUUGAGGAGUUUGUGCUGCAGCACUAUGGGCUGGGGCCAAGGUUUCAGCUGCCUGAGGGGCUUACUGCACAGAAGCCAGCAUGGCAAGGGGCCCAGCUGGGGCAGAGCAUGGGCACCUGGCCCCGCCACGAGCCCAAGCCAGGCAGGGACUGGGACAGCCCAGCACGGCGGGUGGGCAGCAGGAAGGUUCCCCCACAUGGGCACCAUGUGCCCCGUGCCUGGGAGCUACCCUCCCUGAGCCAGUACCAGGCACCCCAGGGCUGCUCAGGUGCAGCAGCUUGCGCCCGGCAGGAGGGGCUGGCACCUGUGCAGAAGGCAGGGUUCCUACAACUGCUGGAGGGGUUCAUGGUGCAGCGAGGCUGGGGGCCACACUAUGGGCGCCUGGCAGCACCGCUGGAUGACGUCUUUGGCCCAGAUGGCACCUUCGCCCACGACCGCCUGCGCUUCAGCGAUUUUGCAGACCAUGUAGAGGACCUGCUCGAGGUGCUGGCAUGGCAGGAGCAGGGCAACGAUGAGGCGGCCGAUGACUUUGAGGAGUUUGUGCUGCAGCACUAUGGGCUGGGGCCAAGCUCUGCCAGGGAGGGAGAUCGGAGCGGCCCCAAGCGCCACGAGAAGGAAAGCCAUGGUCACCGCCCCCCACCCGACCACGCCAGCAGCCAUGGGCAGGAGGGUAGCUCAAGGGCCCAGGGGUAGUGCCUGCCCCCCCGCCCCGUGCCAUCGUCGGUAGCGGGAAAUUGAAUGACUGGGGGUGUCUGUUCCAAUGC
This is a messenger RNA of Gavialis gangeticus (Gharial), 2846 nucleotides long. RefSeq names its product PBX homeobox interacting protein 1 (gene PBXIP1). The transcript has 12 exons. Lineage: Eukaryota; Metazoa; Chordata; Crocodylia; Gavialidae. The record is from RefSeq and is a predicted model, not a curated record. The coding region runs from base 145 to 2775 and encodes 876 amino acids.